Messenger RNA from Toxotes jaculatrix (banded archerfish), 4726 nucleotides. It is a transcript of the gene igsf8, whose product is annotated as immunoglobulin superfamily, member 8. The record is from RefSeq and is a predicted model, not a curated record. The transcript is spliced from 8 exons. NCBI's taxonomy places the organism in Eukaryota, Metazoa, Chordata, Actinopteri, Toxotidae. Bases 250 to 2166 code for a protein of 638 amino acids.
CCCUAACCCCCUGUGAUGCCAACCACUCCAUAGCUGUACUGGACGGCAUGCCUGACGAGGCGGUAUAAUCUAAACGCAAAGCGGGAUAUUAUGGACCAGCCGAUGUGGUGACGGAGAUGCGACGGUGCAUGAAACAAAGACAGUCGCUCUCCACUGCGGGUAUGAACUAUGAUCGGCGAUAAACGGUCACAGGAACACACAGAGAGAAAUCUGACUCAACAUAAUCCGCUGUGGACAUCGGGGGGGUAGAUGAGGACCAUGAUGGCUUCGAUGAAAACAGCAUUAUUCGUUUUUCUACACUGGGUGCUCCAGUAUGCUGUGUGUCGCGACGUAACUCUUCCGAAAGGACCCCUCUACCGGGUGGCAGGGUUCUCCCUCUCCCUGCCUUGUGCUGUAUCAGGAUAUGAAGGCCCACGUACGCAGGACUUUGAGUGGUUCUUGUACAGGGAUAAUGCCGCUGGGAGGCAGAUGGGAGUGGUGUCCACCAGGGACAAGGGUUUCCCCUAUGCUCCGUUCCAAGCCCGGGUGAGGAACGGGGAGGUGAGGAUAGAGAGGGACUCUGGGGACAUGGUCCGAUUGGCGAUCCAGAGACUCCGGGCAGAAGAUCAGGGUAAUUACGAGUGCUACACACCCAGCACGGAUAGCACCUACCAGGGGAACUACAGCGCCACUGUAACUGUAAAAGUGAUCCCUGACACACUCCAGAUCAGCUACUCCCGCUCACUCACUGGCCAGCCGAUGCCGGAAGGGGCUGAAUUAACACUGACAUGCUCAGCCAGCAUCCAGUCUGAGCAGCUCACCCAUCUGUCCAUCACGUUUGGGAAGCGUAACGGUGGAGAGGGUUCGGGGAUCGGAGCUGGAGGAGAGGUCAGCACCGUUAGAGAGAUUAUCUCCAUCGACAACAUGCUGGGGAUCGUCCCCGGACGUUCAUACAAGAAGCGAUACGAUGAUGGAGAGAUCACGCUGGAGAAGAGGAACGGGGAGGGCGGGCAGGGCGUGUACGUGAUGAAGAUGAGAGCGGUACAGCCAGAUGACACCGGCUCGUAUUUCUGUGAGGCCUCGCAGUGGAUUCUGGACCCUGAUCGAUCGUGGCAGAAGAUUGCACAGAGGACGCUGGAUGUUGGCAACUUGACCGUUCAGCAACUAGCGGAGUCUCUGAGUGUAACUUCCUCGCCCAGAGGGGAGGUGACCCUGCAGAUUGGUUCGCCUCUCAUCUUGACCUGUGAGGUGUUAGGGCUGCCUCCUGAAGUAAACUCGGGCCUGCUGGUUCAGUGGAUGAAGAGGGGAUCUGUGAGCAGCGCCCUAGUUGGUACCGGGGGAGUUGAGGUGGAGGUGGCCCGGAUGAGCCCUGAUGGUGUUGUGAGCUGGGGGGACGACCUCAGCAGAGCUAGUGGCGGCUCUAUGGAGAAAGUGGCGGAUGGGAGGUACACUCUGAAGCUGUUCUCGGCCCGGCCCUCUGACACAGGGGUGUAUCGGUGUGUGGUGAGCGUGUACGCUGGAAGGAGAAACCCCAGCCCGUCUACGCCAGCAACUCUCACCCAGAGGUCUGAGGGAGUCACCGUCAACCUGAAGACCAAAGAUGUGCUGGUCUCAGCUGUGGCUCAGCUCCCUCGAGGGCCCCUGUUAAAAAGAGGCAGCACCAUCACCCUCAUCUGCAACGCCACCGUGACAACUACAGGUCCCGCCGAAGCUCAGGUGCUGUGGCUGCGGUGGCCAAUCCCUGAACCAGUUAUCAAUAAGGGAGCGAGUUCAGCAUCUGAUGUUGCUCCGCCAGUCCCCACUGUUGUAGAAAAACCCAGACGGAUAGCUGCUCUCAGGUACGAUGGUGUUGCAAUCAUCUACGCCAACGGCAGCGAGGUUAGCAUUGACCGCCUGUCAGCUGUCAGCUACCGACUGAGGGUCCACGCGGCGACAAUGGAUGAUCAGGGCAUGUAUGCCUGUCAUGCCGAAGCGUGGGGCAAAGACCCGCAUGGCGGCUGGUACAACACAGGGGUCAAAGCAGAGUCAAAUGCAGUGACCGUUUACCUGUACGCCAGAGCUGCUGACCUCCUCCUCAUCCCUUUGGUUGUCGGAGUCUCCUCUGCCUUGUUCGUGGGCAUCGUCAUCAUCGCAGCAGUAACCUGUUGCUUUAUGAGGCGCCUGGCAAGGCAGCGUGCUCGGAAAUAGGUGUCCACUGUCUGUCCUACUGUCUGAAAUCUGACUGGUCAUGAAGAGGUACAAGGAGGCGAUGCAUGGGACUUAAUGGAUGAAAUGGCCAAGAAAGAACUUCAAGGAGAAAAUGAAGUGAAAAAUAAGUUUUUGUCACUUUGUUAGCUGAUUUUCUGUGUUCUGGCCUACCUGUUUAACAACCAAUGCCAAAAGAUUCUGUUUUUGUAUUAUCUUGUAUUUUUAUAUCCAAACCUUUCGCUGAAAAACAAUUUAUUUUAUGAUUUCUGCAUCACACGCCAGUAGGUGUAUUAUCCUAGAUUUUUGGGGCCUCCACUUCAGCCACAACUCUCCAUUCCUCAAGUGGGCUGAGACUUAAAAUUUUUUGACACCUGUUUACAUGUUACUCUAACCCACCUUUUUAAAGAUCCCUUUGUCCCAGCUUAUAUUUCUGUUUUAACUGAAUAAAGGUCAGAAUACAAAGGCAAGAUUUUUGUGACAGAGUCAAAAGUAAAUAAGGUACUGCAGGUAUUUUUUUACUUUUUAUUUUUGUUACAGAAUGAUGUUACCAAAUGUUACUCAGCCCGUCAUAUAAUGGUACUAGUUUCAUACGAAACAAAGAACUUUCUGUUUUCGCAGAUUGUUUGUUACUGCUCCAGUUGUUCCUCCUUGAAACUGCAUGUUUUCGUUUUAAUACAGAAACCAACAAUGUCGAAAUGUAUGCUCAUUGCAUUAUGCUCUAAAACUGCCACUGACGGUCACACGAAUGCUAAUGGGGGCAGCCUCCAGAAACUUAAUAUGAACGGGGACCUUCCACUGCCUGCAGUCCAGCAUCAUUCUGCAUGUAAACAAAGUCUCUGUUACUUAAUAAGGAAAGCGCUGGCUGGGUACUUUCUGAAGCCAAGACCAAUUGAGUACCAAUUCUAAACACAAGCAUUCCUCGCCUGUGACGCUUCACGCUGUAGUGAGCUUUCUAUACGGACUUGUAUAGAUUUGACAAAGAGAAAUGGAAGAGAUAUCCAUUAUGCACUGACUAAAAUAUGUAAAUACUCUAUGGAGUUUAGCUGUUUUUAUUUUUCUUAAUGUAAGUAAGACUAUGCUGUAGCGCCAUGUUUGUCUUUGACAAAGCACCUGUGUUUAACAUUCUGCAGCAGUCUGCUCUGCUCUUUUGAAGCACUUGGAAAAAAAAUGGGACUGGGACCAAAGCCCCUUAGUAUUCUUCACUUACUUGAUUUUCUUCCAGCUUAAAAGUCUUUGCUGUACUUGAGUGCAUACUUUUGAGUGUCCUUUUUAUUUUUAUUUUUAUUUUUGUUUGUUUUUUUGUGCAAAUAAAUGGUUCCUCUGCUCUUGUCAAGUGACUGAGAUAGAAAAACUGUACUGUGAAAAAGAAUUCCCUGUGUGUUACACUGAGUGACAAGAAAAUGCUUGUGUUUCAUGCUGUUUGGGAUACUUGUCCCUGAGGUCAAAAUUCCCUCAGCACUGCAGUCAUAUGACUAGAUAGUUUAGUGGAGUCUCACUAUAGUCGUCAUCAUAGUUAUCAUGUGGUUCAGGCCACACAUUUCUACUGCCAAGACCUAUUAUGUCUACAGCCCCCGCUGCUAGCCCGCAGAAAUCUGUUGGACAGAUUUACUAUGUCUGCGUACUUAAAAUGAGUGAAAUCCAUCCUCCUCUUCCUGUCGAAAGUAACACUUAAGAAAAGCUUGGUCAUGCAAGCGUGGCCGCAUUGUGUGAUUUAAGGUUAGAUACAUGUUCGUGGAACGGAGGAGGAAAGUAAAAUUUGUUGUUAUCAAGCACAUGGCUCUCUCAUUGAAAUUAUCUAAGGCCCUUUUUUUUCCUUUUGGCUUUUCUAAAUUUGCUUGCACUGAGCUAUACUUUACUGUCUCAGUGUCUCUUGACUGUCUGUCUGUCUUUGUCUCCUGGUUGGUUUUCGAUGUGAGAGUCCCUGUAAAUCUGCCCUGUCCUCCCGAACCUGCGCUCCCUAAACCCUGAUUAUAAAUGUUGUUCACGAACAUUAGGGAAUAAAAUCACAGCUCUGCUCGCUUCCUGAGCCACUUUGUUCCAGAUCAACUACUCAAAGCUGAUUUGUUCCCCAACAUACCCACCCACUACAUGAUUACACACUUGCACACAUACACACACACACACGUGCACACAGCAGCAGCAGCAGCAGGACAGUGCUGGCUGGCUGGCAUUUCAGAUGGAAGUGAGUGAGUAUCUGCGUGUUCUUCUCUUAAUCCCUGUUUAUGGCUGCAGUGUCCUGCUGCCCUUCCCCCCCUCUCCCAGUGUAUGUUUCAGUGCAGUGUGGCUCAGUUCCCUGAAAAUUACAGUCAGCUGUAAGAAGUGUAGUGCAUAGCAUGCAAAGUGUGAAAACUGUCUAAGUUGUGCUUUUGUUUAAAGAUGUAUUAAUCCCUUUAAUGAAGGUGUUAUGUUUUGUUUGGAUUGUUUACUCAUGCUUUAAUACCGCUGCUCCUGAAUGCAUCGUGCUGCCAUUGAAAUGUAUAAAGGCGGGUUAUCGCUCAGUUUGUUUCUUAUGGUGCUUUGGCAAACUUGCCAGCUGAUAAAACCAAUAAACCACUCUGGA